This is a messenger RNA of Serpula lacrymans var. lacrymans S7.9, 3909 nucleotides long. RefSeq lists its product as uncharacterized. Gene Ontology annotation, biological process: endocytosis; endosomal transport. Gene Ontology annotation, cellular component: plasma membrane; cytoplasm. Gene Ontology annotation, molecular function: protein binding. Lineage: Eukaryota; Fungi; Basidiomycota; Agaricomycetes; Boletales; Serpulaceae. The coding region runs from base 1 to 3909 and encodes 1302 amino acids. The record is from RefSeq and is a predicted model, not a curated record. The transcript has 18 exons.
AUGUCGAUACCAAUAUCUCACAGUAACUCGUCCGAGUCAUCCUCCACGGCGAACGCGAACACUUUGACAGACUCACACAAUGACCUCAUUAAUGUUCUCGGAAAGCGUGGUCCUGGAGAAGACUGGCGACAGAGCUUCCACGCGCUGAAAUCGAGGAAACAUCAAGAAGAUUCGUUGCUACAAGAGGAACCACCCUCUCCGCCGCCAGAACCAUCCAGAAGGCCGCGUAUCCUUCGACUUUUUGCAGAACGAGCUAUGGAACGUCAAUCGAAAAAUAGACAAAGGGAUGUUGAAGCUUCGGAUCAGACGCCCAUCGCCAAAGAUGUUGAUAUGGUGGAGGCUCCCGAGAAUCCCUCAUCCAUCGUAGAUAAUGUUCGCACAGUCUGGAAGCAAAUCACUGGCAUGGGACAAUCUUCCACUAACAAUGCACCCAAUGCACCACCGCAAACUAUCAAAGAUGCCACCCAGAUUCCCGCUAUGUCAGGAGGAGAAACAAGGUCGACUCCUUCGACCCUGCAGGAAUUGCUUCAACCAUCAGCUCAACAAACCGCAAGUACCGCCGACAAUGCAGUCAUUGCGAUGACUAGUGAAAUACAAUCUUCAACUCAUCGGGAUAUACUGAUGCCGGACUUUCACAUUACUACGUCAACAUCCACCGGUCGUCCUGCAGAAGCCAACUCAACAACAUCUGUUCCAGUCCCUGAUAGCUCUCAGCAAGUGACACCUCAGGAUAACCACCAGCGACAAGCCAUUGGUCAAAGAGACAAUCGCUCUCGACCUAGCCUUCCUCGUACACCGUCUCAUAUCCAAAUGCAGGAUAUCUUGUAUGGUGCCCCACCCGCUGUCAGCGUCAACAAUACGGGAAAGUUGAAAGAACCAGCGGCAUCCUCAUUAUCAGAUCCAUCAUCACAAGUAAGACAGGUAGGGGUCCGUUUCGCAUCUCAUGCUUCGGUGGUGAAUGGGGCUUUCACAAGUCUUCAACCAGUUCAGCAGCAACAAACAGAACGAGCCGGCAGGAUAGCUCAGCCUAGCGCCUUGUAUGGUAAUAGCCUGGAAGCAGCCGAUACUAACAUGUGGGUUAUACAACCAGAAGCCAAAAGGCAGUUUAUAGGUUACUUCGAGAAAUUAGGGGCAAAAAAUGGUACCAUCAAUAUGGGACAGGCAUGGAAAUAUUUGUCAGAGUCGAGAUUAUCUUCAGAACUACUCCUACAAAUUUGUGGGCUUGCGGACACUCAGAAUUGUAACACUUUGGAUAGCGACGACUUCUGCAUUGCCGUCCAUUUGGCAAAUUUAUUAUCGAGUGGUCGCUUGAAAACGGUUCCGACAACUUUACCGCCCGUAAUAGUGAGAGCCGAAAACUGGUUCAAGAGCCUCGAUUUCGAGAAAACUGGACUUGUACGAAAGGACACUCUCAUCUCGAACCUACUCAGUAGUAAUGUGCCGUUAUCUGUUGUGACUCGGGUCGCAAAUUUAGUCAACCUCAAAAAGCAAGAGACACUCGACUGCGAAUCUAUUAUACUCACAUUGCACCUGAUUGAGGAGGCAUCAACUGGGAAACCCCUUCCGGAGACACUGCCUACCAGCCUAAUUCCCCCAUCACAUCGGCCUACUCAGAAUCCAGCCAACACGAGAUUCGCCACCUCAAGUAAUACCUUAACUCAAAGAAACAGCUUCUCAGGUACUGUCGUAGAGCCGUCGUCUUUCACUUUUCAGCCGAGUACAAGUACAAUCCCAAAUCCGCUGAGCUAUCAACAGGGUCACCCAGUGCAAGCUGAUGCUCAUGUUCCUUCAGCAAACCAAGGAUGGGAUACUCUUUUAGCAGAAAUAGGACAAGAGCGUGCUCGACGCGAUAAGGAGAAAGUAUUAGUAGACAAUCUACCAGUAGGAGGAUCUCUUAUUGCUUGUGAAUCACUGGCUGAUUCGUCGGUGUAUAUUCAUUUACAGCCACUUAGUAGCUCAUGGCCACAUCAAGGCAACAUACCGCACAAUACUGACACCCACGAUGAGGCCAGUGGCGCCCUUGGCGCUAUGUUUGGUUCGCUAUCCCGGAACUUUGCAGUCGUAACACACACGUUGAAGUCGGGGAUUGAACAGAAUGCCGAAGAAAUGAAACAAUUACGCUUAGAAAUACGGGCGCAGCGACAGGCAGCAAGUCAGGGACAGUCGGCAUCAUUUCCUGCUACAUCCCAGUCAGGAGCUCAUAUUUCAGGUUCACGUCGGAAUACACCAAAAAAGCCUAUUCCUAUCGAUCCCUACUCCAAAGAGCCGGAACACGUUAACUUUCGACAAAAAAUCAAAAGACAUCUCUUACAUCUUCUGAAGAUAGAAGGGUAUCCGCAUCUAAGGCGCAUUCACCCCCCCCCAACCGACCAAGAAAAUGAAUUGUAUGAGAUACAUGCCCCUGGAAGGAUCCUAGUUUCCCCAGAAACGUUUCGAAUCGACCUGUCUAGGUCUCGGAAUUCACCAUUCAACCGUCACUGUAUCAACGUGUUUGCGAAACAUUUCCGGCACUCUGUUGUGACGGAUCGUUGGUAUUCUUAUCCUCAGAUCCCCGAAAAGUAUCUUCCAAUUGAGUACAUCGAGCUCUCCCUCUACCUUCACCUCAAGCACGUCAAAGGGGAAUACCGAGCUUUUGUAACACAUCCGUCAAUUUCAAAGCGACUUCAGCAGCUACAGAACUCUUCGAGGAGUACUAGGAAAACACGGCUAUUCAAUGCCCGGCUCAAAGUGGUCUUGCAAGAGAGCUAUAUGGCACAUCAUAUCGACCUUAUGAAAAAUAUGGGAUCACAGGCCGUGAGCUCAGAUGAAUCCGAACCAGAAGGUCCCGACGACCAAGACGACCCCCAUGCCGAAGAAGCUAGCGUUCACUCGCACAAAUCCUUUGUCCGGAUUACUCCAGCGUGGCGCAGCGACGACUUGUCUAGAUUCAUGCACAAUCUCGAUACUGUCAUACAACGUCGACGCGAGCCGAGGAUUGGACACCGUGCGAUUCGAGGGCAGCAACCUAGGCACAGGAAACACUCUGAUAUGGUUAAUUUAAAAUCUGUGGCCCCGCCCGGCCUUCCGUGCAAUUGCUAUAAGCCAGAAUGGCUGGCUUCCUUGGACAACGAAGAGAUAAAGAAAUUGGAGAUGAAGGAACAACAUCAUGUUUUCAGAGUGGGGACCGAUCAGCCCGUAGCAACAUCAAACUUUACCACGCAGCAUACUGGCAUGCCGCCGCCGGUACAAAGUGUUGCUGCUGGUUCCACACACGCAGACUGUGCACAAUUCUCGUUUGGUGUACUGCCAAGUGAUCUCGCGGCUCCAGCCUCGGUCUCCAGCUCGAGACCUAUACAUAAACUCACAUCGCGAAGGCAGCUUAGCAAAACACCUUUCUUAUUUUCCUUUCCAGAAACAGACCCUGUUCAAUCUCAUGUCGAGUAUCCAACAUCCUUUCCAUUCUCAGACUCCAAUCUGGGCCACGAAUCAAUGCAAGAAACUGUGCCACCACUGUCAGAUCAAGGUGUCGAUGGUUCCUUGCUGAUGGAAUCGGCAGCCCACCUCACGCCAACACCCCAAUCUAUACCUCCUAGUCCUAAAAAACUAUCACCACUGUCAAGCCAGCAUACUCCCUGUGAUUCAUCAAACCUAGCCGGUGCCACCCAAGAAACACUUGAAACUAAUUCUCCAACGCCCACCCUUGCAAAUUUUACAGUCAGCACAGAGGUCACUGAGCAACCGGUUCAGUUUUUCAGAAGUCCUAUACUACUUGCGUCUCAAGAACCUGGAGGCAUGAGUGAGUCGGUGCUUUGGAGAGAAGAUAGUGAGACGCGGCAGCAAUCCGUCGAUACCACUGAUGAUGACACUGAAGAUUUCACAGAAGCCCUAUAUGAUGUAGUCGACAAUUCAGAUGAUGAAGGAGAUUUAUAG